AUAGACUCGAGUGGGAGAAGGAAAGAGAAGAGCUUCUCCAAUCGUCACACGAAACGUUAUCACGCCUGGCCGCCGGUUUACAGUAGGAUGAAGCAAGGGACAGGUGGCGCAGUGCGGCGUGCGUCACCCUUUGGAUUAGUAUUUCUUGGCGACAAGGAAGUCCAAACGUACUGAAUCUAAAGAGAAAGUUCGCACUCAACGGAGUCUGAAAUAUUUGUCGCCCCUUCUCUCGAUAUAUAUCUAUCUAAUCUCUUACCCGAGGAGUUCAUUCAUACAACAACAGGCUCUUUCCUCUGCCUCUUGCUCGCUUCCGUCCACCUCUUCGCUGUCGCAUCGCGAGAUGGGAAUUGGUGGGUGGCGCCGAGGUCGUGUCAUCGGCCGCGGCUCGUCCGCCACCGUCUUGUUGGCUACGGAUUUGGAUUCUGGAGAGGUCUUCGCGGUCAAGUCCGUGGAGCUCUCUCGCUCCGCUGUCCUGCAGAGGGAGCAGAGGAUUCUGUCCUCUCUCGGUUCUCCCUAUGUAGUUUCUUGCUUCGGGUUCGACGUCAGCUCACACAGGCUCGCCGGCGGUCUCUACUACAAUCUCUUCAUGGAGUAUGCUCCGAGAGGCUCGCUGUCGGACGAGAUCGUGAGGCAUGGAGGUCGGCUCGAUGAGGCCGCAAUUCGAUCCUACACAUAUCAGAUCCUGCGGGGUUUGGCUUAUCUUCACUCGGAAGGCGUCGUCCACUGCGACGUCAAAGGCCGGAACGUUCUGAUUGGGUCGGACGGGCGCGCCAAGAUUGCCGACUUGGGGUGCGCAAGCUUGAUCGACGAGAAUGAUCGUGGCGGCGGAGAAUGUCGUGGGUUGAGGGGCACGCCGAUGUUCAUGGCCCCGGAGGUCGCCAGGGGAGAAGAACAGGGGCCUCCGGCCGACGUGUGGGCUCUAGGCUGCACUGUUAUCGAGAUGGCCACCGGGCGUCCGCCAUGGCCUGACGUUCCCAACGCCAUCGGCGUGGUUCAUCGGAUCGCCUUCUCCCGGGUCGUGCCGGACUUCCCGAGCUGGCUCUCGGCAGAGGGAAAGGACUUCUUGAGCAAGUGCUUCAAGCGGGAUCCCAGCGAGCGGUGGACGGCAGAGCAGCUCCUCCGGCACGAAUUCGUGGCUUCUUCCCGGACGAAUCCUUCGUCUAAACCAGAUUCAGAUCGCUUCUGGGCCUCGCCGAAGAGCACUCUCGACCAGGCAUUCUGGGAGUCAUUUUCCGAGCAAUCAGCCGAGCACCCAUCCCAUGAUGAACCGUCGGCGAGGAUCCAACAUCUGAUCAGCAGCAGCAGCAGUCCUAAUUGGACAUGGGACGAGAACUGGGUGGCGGUCAGGAGCGACGGCGAGGACUGCCACGGCUUCCCAAGUUGUCCGGCCGGUGCCACCACCGACGGUGAGAUAACGGUCUGUGGUGACGGCAGCAAGCUUAGCAGUAUUCAUCGUAUGGAUACGGUGGAUUCUUUCCACAGUUCACACGAAUUUGGUGUGAUCAAUAGUAACAGUGGUCACUGUGACACGAGCUUUGUACAAGUAGCAGAGGGAGAAGAGCGGCAAUUUGUGAGCUGUAAGACGGAGGUGUAUUCUUCCACCAAUUUGAGAUUUCCUAUUGGUCUCGUUAGAUCUUAGUAGUGGUCUUUUCCCUCUGGUUUCUCCUAUAUCUUUCUCUUAAUAUCGCAAUAACCUACGAUUACUGCUCAACAUCCUUGCAUCAAAUUUCGGGCAGGCCGGGUUCCCUUUCAUGGUUCA
Messenger RNA from Musa acuminata AAA Group (dessert banana), 1759 nucleotides. Its product is annotated as mitogen-activated protein kinase kinase kinase 18. The transcript has a single exon. Bases 341 to 1639 code for a protein of 432 amino acids. The record is from RefSeq and is a predicted model, not a curated record. Gene Ontology annotation, biological process: signal transduction; protein phosphorylation. NCBI's taxonomy places the organism in Eukaryota, Viridiplantae, Streptophyta, Magnoliopsida, Zingiberales, Musaceae. Gene Ontology annotation, molecular function: ATP binding; protein kinase activity.